Molecule: messenger RNA, 3483 nt
Organism: Zootoca vivipara (common lizard)
Lineage: Eukaryota; Metazoa; Chordata; Lepidosauria; Squamata; Lacertidae
Source: RefSeq, a predicted model, not a curated record
CAGGGUGUGGUCUGAGACUGCCGAGACGGGACAAAGGAGACCUUGGAGGGGAAAAAAGUUUUCUGAAUCUUGUGGCUAAGAUUCUACUGAUCAAAACCACAGGAUCCCACCAGAAGCUGCUGUGAAGAGAAAGUAAGAAUGCAAAGGUAUUUCAGGAUGGAAGCAUGCCUUUGCCUUCUGCCAGGGAAGUAGGAUGCUCUGGUCUACGCUCUGUCUAGCCCUGGAAGCGUGAGAAAUUUCAUGGAGUUCAGAGGUCUUCUGGGUGUCCUUACACUGAAACUCUGUCGGACUGAGCCAUGAAGAGACAAGCAAACCAGUAGACAAGCGAUUGGUGCUGUUGAGGGAGGACAAGAUGUCUCACACGGUGGCCUUCACCUUUCCUGCCGCUGAGAGCAGGGAGGCUGCCAGCCAGGACAUAAGUCCUUACGAUGAAGGUGCUGUGCACGAUUCCUUCCACCAGCUAAUCGAGGAGCAGAGCUGGCUGGCUGAACAGGAGGAGGUGGAGAUGCAGAAUCUAGCUCCCAGGGGCAGAGAGAAUCUGGCCUACACGAUUUCUCCUCCCCGCCGGACUGAGGCUUGGGAGGCACCAGGACAGAUGGCAGAACAUCCUGACUUCUCCUCAGCCACUCUGCGCAUCCUGGCCAGCAUGCCCAGCCGAACUAUUGGCCGCAGCAGAGGAGCUGUCAUCUCCCAGUAUUGUAACCGCACUGCCAGGCUGCGCCGGAAGAGCAGCCGGGCCCCUCUUCAAGAAGUGUCCCGCUCCGCACGGCCCAGCAUCCGGCAGCUUCAUCUAGACCUGGAUUCCGGCCACGAGGAAGAGGAUACCAAACGCAGCCUACUGGUGAAAGAACUCCGGAGCCUGCCAGCCAGCCAGCGCAUCAGCAUGCUGAGAACAAUGCCUCUAAGCCUGGGCGAGAAGUGCAAGCUGAGGCAGGAAUCAAGUGGGCACUCAGGCACCUUGAUGAAGCCCAAGACAAGAGCUCCUUUGUCACAUUGCAGCCGGCUUAAAUACCACAUCAUCAUAGGGUUCCGGAAUCUCUGGUACAGCCUUCUGUCCCUCCGGCACACCCUCCAGCCCUGGCAUUAUUCCCUCAAGCAGAUCGGCGGCCGCUUUGGGUCCAGCAUCCUCUCCUACUUCCUGUUCCUCAAGACUUUGCUCAUGUUCAAUCUCUUCUUGUUUCUGCUCCUGCUGGUCUUCGUGGUUGCCGUGCAGGCUGCUUACCCUCCUACCACACCCAACACCAAAGCCUUCACGGGGCUUGAGCCCCUCACUGGAGCGGGCUACUUCAAUCACACAUUGAUGUAUUAUGGCUACUACAGUAACUUCACACUGAAUGACCCUUGCACAUUCAGCCUUAACAACAGCACAACUUGCAGGCAGGGCAGACCUGUCCAUCUCCCAUACAAUAUGCCACUGGCUUACGUGUUAGCCACCGGGGUCUCCUUCUUUGUGACCUGCCUUCUGCUGGUGUACAGCAUGUCCCACUCCUUUGGGGAGAGCUACCGCGUGGACAGUGCAUCAGGGGACCUGGCAAUCAAAGUCUUCUGUGCCUGGGACUACAAGGUGAUCCAGAAACGCUCCGUCCGACUUCAGAGUGAAAACAUCUGCACUCACCUGAAGGAAUGUCUGGCUGAGCGGCGAUCCAGGUCUCGCCCAUUAAACCUGUGCAAGAGACUGCAGAGGCUGGCAAUCCUACUGACGGCCUGGACUCUGUCUCUGGGCAUUGUUCUGGGAUGUGUCCUAGGAGUUCACUACUUUUCUAUAUACAUUUACCAGGUUCAUCAUGAGAAGCUCUUGACAAGCAACUACAUGGGCAGAGAAGCCCUGCUCCUGGCCCUGCCUCUGUUGGUGUCUCUGAUUAACUUGCUCAUCCCCUACAUGUACACCCUCCUGGCUGCCUGGGAGAAGCAGGAAUCUCCCGUCCUAGAGGUGUAUGUCGCCAUCUGCAGGAACUUAAUUCUGAAGAUGGUCAUCUUAGGGUUGCUGUGUUAUCACUGGCUGAGUAGGAAAGAGACGACUUCGGAAAUGGAGUGCUGGGAGAACUUUGUGGGACAAGAGCUCUACCGCUUGGUGGUGAUGGAUUUCAUUUUCUGUCUCUUGGACACCUUCUUCGGAGAGCUGAUGUGGAGGGUUAUUUUGGAGAAGAAGCUACAGAGUAAACGGAGGCCUGAGUUUGACAUUGCUCGAAAUGUUCUGGAGCUCAUCUAUGGACAAACCUUGACCUGGCUGGGAGUCUUCUUUGCUCCACUCCUCCCUGUUGUCCAAAUCUUCAAGUUGCUGCUCCUGUUCUAUAUUAAGAAGACCAGCUUGAUGAGAAAUUGCCAGUCUCCCAGUAAACCCUGGCGUGCAUCUCACAUGAGCACCAUUUUCAUCACCUUGCUGUGCUUCCCUUCUUUCCUGGGUGCCUCCAUAUUCCUCUCCUACACCAUCUGGGCAGUAAAACCAUCAAAGAUAUGUGGACCCUUCCGAGACCACGAGACCAUCUAUGAGUCUGGGAAGACCUGGGUUCUAAAGCUGGAGAAAUCCAACCCAAACCUCACCUGGUUUACCUGGAUCCACCAGCACCUGAUCCAGAAUAGCUUCUUCCUGUUUUUGAUUGCUGGAAUUUUGCUAGCUGUGAUCUACCUCAACUUCCAAGUAGUGAAAGGUCAGCGGAAAAUCAUUACCCUGCUGAAGGAGCAGAUUGCCAAUGAAGGGGAAGACAAGAUGUUUCUCAUUCAGAAGCUUCAUACUAUAUAUGGGAAAUGAGAAUGCAGCAAUUGAAGAUGAGCACAAUCCCAAGGCAAUAAUUUACAAGCAAGAUUAGAGGCAGAGGGUGUGUUACUAACAGCCAUUCUGGUAAGUGAGGAAUGUAAAAGAGCACUAAAAGGAAGAACUGAAAAAUAUUGGUGUUGUUGUUGAGUGGUGCAUAUUUAGGACCAUUAUUCUGAUUGUAAAAAUAAAACCAGUUCUCUAAUAACAAUGGCACCUGAAAUUUCCCUUUCAAUCCAGCAAUAUAUCAGUGGAUGGGCAAGAUGAACUUUUGCCUGAAAUGCUCCUUGUGAGAUGGAGAAUUGAUGUCGGCCCCUCUAGGAAUGCUCUGAGGAAUAGCCCGUGCUGCUGGAAAUGUCGGUCUCCUCUUGUCUGCCUUCAAGCUUCUCUGUGUUCAGAAGAUUGUGAGAAUCUCAUCCACCUUCAGCCCAAUAACAUCAAUUCUUAAUAUUUGUUGGCAGUUCCAGCUUCCAUAAACAGGCAAAUUGAAAUGUUCCUUGAGCUGGACCCAAGUACUUGAAUGAUACAGAAACUAAUGAUAUUUAAAGGAGAAGAACCAAACACUGACUUUUUAAGAAUUGUAAUGGCCCUUCCUUUGGGGCUUUGCACAGUGGAUUUGUAGGGUCAUGGAAGCACAACAAGAAGAUUGUAAGACAUUAGUUGGCAGGAUGCCAUUUUUACCAGGACAUCUUGAUUUGAUGCUAUUAAAAACAUUCUAUUUUGAAAAACUA